Cladophialophora yegresii CBS 114405 is the source of this 1656-nucleotide messenger RNA. RefSeq lists its product as uncharacterized. The coding region runs from base 1 to 1656 and encodes 551 amino acids. Gene Ontology annotation, molecular function: CoA-ligase activity. NCBI's taxonomy places the organism in Eukaryota, Fungi, Ascomycota, Eurotiomycetes, Chaetothyriales, Herpotrichiellaceae. The record is from RefSeq and is a predicted model, not a curated record. Gene Ontology annotation, biological process: secondary metabolic process. The transcript has 3 exons.
AUGAUCUUCGAAUCAGAGUACCACGUCGAGAUACCCAGCAUCGACUUAUUAUCAUUUCUCUUCUCGCGGACGCCAUUCAAAGACGACGACCCAAUAUGGAUCAACCCGACAAAUACCGCCAACCACGUCACACUUGCCAAAGCCCGCGAUCUCACGCAACGGAUAGGCCAGGGCUAUCGAGAUCUCGGCGUCGGUGCUAAAGAGGCCGGCAAGGAUAUCGUCGUCACGUACGUGGAGAACCAAGUCAUGGUGGCGCCGAACACCCUGGGCGUGCUGUGCGCGGGCGGCAUUCAUGCGACGUGUUCGGUGACGGCAACGGCCUUUGAGCUGGCGCGCCAGAUCCGGUUGAGCGACCCGAAGGUUUUGGUCUGUUCGCCUCAGACGAGAAAGGCAGCGGAGGAGGCCAUCACGCAGUCGAACACCGCUGUCCGGCUUGUCAUGAUGGUUUCCGACGAUCUAGACAUCGUGGAUGCGGGCAGCAAGUCUAUCAUCAGCGAGAGGAAGCUGGAGUGGCAGAGAAUCACGGACCCAGAGGUGCUGCAGAAGACGACGGCUUGUCUGGUCUACUCGAGCGGCACGACCGGGGUUCCCAAGGGGGUUGUGACCACGCACGCCAACAUUGUCGCCAACCUGUGCCAGAUGGCGUUCUUCUUUGACCACUUCGCCGAGAAGGCCAUCCGCGAGGGCGUCUACCUGCGCAUGCCUGGCGUCAUGCAGAACGCCGUUGCCGUGGGCAUUUACGUCCAGACCAUGCUGGCUCUCCAAUGUGGCAUGCAGGUCUACAUGUUCCCAAAGUACGACUUCUCGUCCCUGAUGGCGAGCAUCAAGAAGUUCCAAUUGUCGGCGUGCUUCAUCGUGCCCGCCAUCUGGAACCGCAUCCUGCAGGAAUGUACGAGGGAGGACGUGGCGAGCAUUCGGUUCGCCAUGAGUGGUGCGUCACCGCUGCCGCUGCCACUGCAGUUGAAGAUGCACGACAUGUUGCCUGAGGGCGUGGUAUUGAGAGUCAACUGGGGAAUGACGGAAACCGUGACCGCAGCAUCCCAGCCGAACGUGACAGAGGUGGACAGGGAAGGCAGCUCGGGCAGAUUAUUGCCCAACAUGCAGGCCGUGAUCAUGGGUCCGGCUGGUGAGAAGCUGGGACACAAUGAGCCUGGCGAGCUCUGUAUCAGAGGACCAAACAUCAUCAAGGAGUACUUCAACAACCCUGAAGCGACCCGCGCAGCGUACACUCCAGACGGGUGGUUUCGGACAGGCGACAUUGCCCAUUUCGACAGGAACGGCAAGCUCUACAUUGUGGGCCGCUCCAAAGAAUUGCUCAAGUACAAAUCCUUCCAGGUCUCGCCGACAGAGGUGGAGUCGGUCCUCGGCCAGCUGCCCGGCGUUGUAGACGUUGGCGUGAUAGGUGUCCCGGAUGGCCAGGGUAACGACUUGCCUCGCGCGUACGUGGUCAGAUCCGACAAGCCUCCGCGGCUGGAGGAGAAGGACAUCCACGCCUUCUUGAACCCGCGCGUGAGCCACUACAAGAGACUGAGAGGCGGUGUACGGUUCGUGGAUGAGAUCCCACGGAACCUCAACCAGAAGAUCAUGCGGGACGUGCUUAAGCAGUGGGUUGAGCGGGAACACGGGCAAAAGGACAAUUUCAAGGCGAGGUUGUGA